GCUCCACCGUCAAAUUAUCACUUGUUUCAUGUAUUACCGCUGUGUGUGUGUUUGAAAGGGGCCGGGAGACUAUCUACUGCUUAAUAAGCGUGUAAACACACCGACACGGUUCACGGUUUCACGGCCGACAGCGGCGAAUAAAAAGAUGACAGCAGAAAAGUCGAGACCCUCUGAAUUGAAUUAGACAGGCUGGCUGCAUCAAGGAUGGCCCCUGUCUUGCUGCUGUGGCUGGCCGUGUCCCUCAGCGGGACGUGGGCUGUGGACAAGGGCAACUUCAAGACCUGUGACCAGAGUGCCUUCUGCAAGCGUCAGAGAGCGCUGAAGGCUGGUGAGUCUCCCUAUCGAGCCCUGCUGGAGACCAUGGAGCUGACCAACACCAGGCUCACCCUGCAGCUCAUCAAUGACAACAAUAAGGUGCGUCUGCUGCUCGAGCUCUACCGUCUCCAGGGAAACAUAACGAGGGUGAAGAUUAACGAGCUGAAGCCUCUGAAGCCUCGCUAUGAGGUCCCAGACGUGCUCAUCAGGGAGCCACCUACCGAGCCCCUGUCUCUCCUGUCUCAGGAUGAGAACGGGGUGGUCCUGUCCCUGGGAGCGGAGACUCAGAGGGUCAUCGUAAGUGCCCGACCCUUCCGGUUGGACAUCAUGGAAGGGCGAGACGUGCUGAUGUCGCUGAACUCUCGCGGCCUGCUGGCCUUCGAGCACCUGAGGAUGCGCAAGGACACUUUCUCCUAUAAAGUAACUAGCACAGUGGCUAGCGUGUGGGAUAAUAUCAAGAGGGUAUUCUCUAGUCAGGCAGACCCAGAGGCCGAGAAGAAAGAGGAGACUGAUCCGGCAAAUCAGGCCGAGACGGCGAAAGAAGAGGAAGAGAAAGUAGAAGAUGGGAUGUGGGAGGAAACGUUUAAAUCGCACUCAGACGGCAAACCUAACGGUCCAUCUGCUAUUAGUUUAGACUUCUCCUUGCCAGGUGUUGAGCACGUCUAUGGCAUCCCGGAACACGCAGAGACCCUCAGACUCAAAACCACAGAUAAUGGAGAUCCAUAUCGGCUCUACAACCUGGAUGUGUUCCAAUACGAGCUGUAUAACCCGAUGGCUCUUUACGGCUCUGUUCCAGUCAUGUUGGCCCACAGUGCCCAGCGGACAACAGGCAUCUUCUGGCUCAAUGCCGCUGAGACCUGGGUGGAUAUCAGCUCCAACACAGCUGGAAAGACUGUGUUCGGGAAAAUGCUGGAUUAUGUGCAGGGCUCCAGUGAAACACCACAGACUGAUGUGCGUUGGAUCUCUGAAAGCGGCAUCAUUGAUGUCUUCAUUAUGCUUGGACCAACACCCAAAGAUAUCUUCUCUCAGUAUGCCUCCCUCACAGGCACCCAGGCCUUCCCUCCUCUAUCUUCUCUGGCUUACCACCAGUGCCGCUGGAACUACAACGACCAGGAAGACGUGCAGACAGUGGAUGCGGGCUUCGACGAGCACGACAUCCCCUAUGACUUCAUCUGGCUGGACAUCGAGCACACAGAUGGCAAGCGUUACUUCACCUGGGAUCCACACAAGUUUGCAACACCAAAGGAAAUGCUGCAGGGUCUCGUGGACAAGAAACGCAAGAUGGUUGCCAUUGUGGACCCUCAUAUCAAAGUAGACAGCAACUACAAGAUCCAUAAUGAAAUCCGCUCUCGCAAUUUCUAUAUCAAGAAUAAAGAUGGUGGAGACUACGAGGGCUGGUGCUGGCCUGGAAGUGCCGGCUAUCCAGACUUCACCCGUGCAGACAUGAGGGACUGGUGGGCCAGCAUGUUCGCUUAUGAUCAGUAUGAGGGUUCCAUGGAGAACCUGUAUACAUGGAACGACAUGAAUGAGCCGUCCGUCUUCAACGGGCCAGAAGUCACCAUGCACAAGGACGCCAUGCACGGAGCCUGGGAGCACCGUGACGUGCACAACCUGUAUGGCUUCUAUGUGCAAAUGGCCACGGCGGAGGGUCUGAUCCAGAGGUCAGGAGGAGUCGAGCGACCAUUUGUCCUGACCAGAGCCUUCUUUGCCGGGUCACAGCGCUACGGAGCUGUGUGGACAGGAGAUAAUGCUGCUGAGUGGGACCAUCUGAAGAUCUCAAUCCCGAUGUGCCUGAGCCUCGGACUGGUUGGAAUCUCAUUCUGUGGUGCUGACGUUGGUGGCUUCUUCAAGUCUCCAAGCACUGAGCUGCUGGUGCGUUGGUACCAGACGGGGGCAUACCAGCCAUUCUUUAGGGCCCACGCCCACCUGGACACACCUCGCCGUGAGCCUUGGCUGUUUGGACCUGAAAACACAGCACUGAUCCGUGAGGCGGUGCGCCAGCGCUACACCCUCCUGCCUUACUGGUACCAACAGUUCUACCACACACACCAGACCGGAGAGCCCGUCAUGAGACCACUGUGGGUGGAGUAUCCUCAGGAUCCUGCUACUUUCGCUCUGGAUGAUGAGUUCUUGAUCGGGAGAGACUUGUUGGUGCACCCAGUUACUGAGGAGGGAGCCAGAGGAGUCACCGCCUACCUACCUGGAAAAGAUGAAGUUUGGUUUGAUGUCAACAGCUUCCAGAAGCACAACGGAGCCCAGAACCUUUACAUCCCUGUCACCAUGAGCUCUAUUCCUGUCUUCCAGCGUGGCGGCUCCAUUAUUCCCAGGAAGCUUCGAGUUCGCAGGUCCUCCACCUGCAUGGAGCACGAUCCCUACACUUUGUACGUGGCUCUCAACCCCAAGAGAACUGCAGAGGGAGAGCUUUACGUAGAUGAUGGCCACACCUUCAACUAUGAAAAGAAGGAGUUCAUCCACAGGAGGCUCUCCUUCGCCAACAACGUCCUCUCCUCUGUUAAUCUGGCUCCAGAUGCCCACUUUUCCACCCGUUCCUGGAUCGAACGCAUCAUCAUACUGGGAGCCAGUAAGCCUGGCAAGGUUACCCUCACUGCUGGUGCUCAGGAGAGUCAGCUCGAGUUUGAGUUUGACGCCUCCAUGUCGGUGCUGACGAUCCGCAAGCCUGGCAUGAACGCAGGGGUGGACUGGACCGUGAAGCUCCAGUAACCAUGGAGACAGGAGGGAGGAGGAGGAUGAGGAGGGGAGAAAAUGACUGAACUGAACAGGAGGAGAGAACAGACACGAGGCUGACUAUGACUAACUAAAGCAAGACAAAAGGAUAGCCACCGAGAAAAAUAAAGGACAUAAACACACACACGCACACACACCACAUUUAAACACACGUGCAUAAACCCAAGUAGUCGAACUGAGCCACAUAAUGUCUCUGCCACGUCCCUCUUGUUUUCAGUCACACUGUAACACGCAACAACAAGAAGGCUUAGAACUAGAUAGAUAAUUUAUGUUUCUCACACUUUUCAGAAAGGUGGUUACUGAGCAGCUUGAGCCGUGUCAUUGUAAAGAUUUUUGGGGGGGUUUAAGAAAGAAAACAUUCAAGCACUCUUUGUUUUGUUGUUUUAAUUGUCCACUUGGUUGUCCAUCCAUCCAGCCUCAGAAGAAAGAUCACUGUGGGGGGGGGGUUGUUUGAAAUUGAAAUUGAAGGUUCACAUUCAAAGCACAUGCGCCACCUGCUGGUGAUUCCCUUUCUGUUUCUGACUUUACACAUAUUCAAAAAAAAUUCAUUCCAUCCCUCCUCUUUUUUAAGCCUUGCGUUUCAAUCAGCUAAGAGGUCGACCGCCUUUACCCGUGCCACAGUUCAUGUAAUUUGGGGGCGAGCUUGCCAACAAUCAGCUGUGUAGCUCUGCGCUUCACUUUCGUCCUGCAGUACUUGAGUUUGAUGCCACAAAUUGGAAAGAAAUCACCUUUCUUACCAAUCCUGGCUAGUGUGAGUGAGGGAGUGAUCGAGUCGUUCAACUGCUGCACAGAGGGGGGAUUUUCAGCUGUUCUUUUGAACAAACUUGGCAGUGGGGAAUCGCUUCAGGGGACUUGAACCACUGGUGUUUGUGGAUCAUCCUGUCAGCAUACUUUCUUUUGUUUUAUCAAGUUGUUUUUUUCCCCAACAUUGUUUACUAGAUUAUUUUUAAUGCACUUGAGGAAGAGUAAAAAUUGUUUAGAUUUUCAUGUGUUACUAGAUGUCGGGACCGUCCAGAAUUUCCAGUGUGUCAUUUGGAUCUUAAUGAACAGGUCAAAUCUAAUCCUUUUUAUAACGUGUUUCACUAACAAAUAGCAUUUUCUUCUGGUUUACACAAAGAAAUCCUGAAUGCACACUGAGCUGUCGUGAAUUUUCAAAUGAUUGUGUGGAGGCUCUGGAUUGCAUCCUGACUAGUCGAAUCAUCUGACCUACUUAGGAGUUUGUUUAAUGAGUUUGUCUUGUCCUUGAUUGUUUUUAUGAUCAUAAAUGUAUAUGUUGCUACACUUUUGUUGGUGAUGGCUUGAAUUGGUGCAAACGGAAGUGAAGGAACGGGCUUCAGCUGUCAAAAGUUGUCAGAUGUACUCUAAAAAGAUGAGACCAAGUGAAAAUAAAGUUGACCAAAUGUAAAA
Molecule: messenger RNA, 4467 nt
Organism: Larimichthys crocea (large yellow croaker)
Lineage: Eukaryota; Metazoa; Chordata; Actinopteri; Sciaenidae
Gene: ganabb
Product: glucosidase II alpha subunit b
Exons: 25
Coding region: 205-3036 (943 amino acids)
Biological process (GO): carbohydrate metabolic process; N-glycan processing
Cellular component (GO): glucosidase II complex
Molecular function (GO): carbohydrate binding; glucan 1,3-alpha-glucosidase activity
Source: RefSeq, a predicted model, not a curated record